Papaver somniferum (opium poppy) is the source of this 841-nucleotide messenger RNA. RefSeq names its product 14 kDa proline-rich protein DC2.15-like. The coding region runs from base 63 to 536 and encodes 157 amino acids. The record is from RefSeq and is a predicted model, not a curated record. NCBI's taxonomy places the organism in Eukaryota, Viridiplantae, Streptophyta, Magnoliopsida, Ranunculales, Papaveraceae. The transcript has a single exon.
AGCAGACACAAAAUCCUCUUUAUCUCAAACUUAUUAGCAGCUUAAGAAUCUCCUGUUAAGAUAUGGCGGCUUCCAUGACACCAGCAGUCCUCUUUCUGUCUCUAAACAUACUGUUCUUCACCCUUGUGAGUUCAACUUAUGUUCCAUGCCCACCACCUCCAAAAAAGAGUAUGACACCUAAACACCCUCCAAUGAAAACACCAUCAAAACCCUCCACACCAAAAUCGCCGCCAUCAAAACCCUCAUCACCAAAAUCCCCGCCAUCAACUAAACCUGUUAGCUGCCCAAGGGAUACCCUAAAAUUGGGUGUUUGUGCUAAUUUGCUAAAUGAUAUUGUGCACGUUGUCGUUGGAACCCCAGCUAACACUCCUUGUUGCAGUCUCAUUAGUGGUUUGACUGAUCUUCAAGCUGCUGUCUGCUUGUGCACUGCCAUUAAAGCUCAAGUUUUGGGAAUUAACCUUAAUGUUGCCGUCGACCUCAGUUUAAUUGUUAAUACUUGUGGCAAGAAGAUUCCAUCUGGUUUCAAAUGUGCCUAAAUUAUCUGCAAACCCCAACGGCUGAACCAACAGCCGCUGGUUAAUGUUGGCUCAGUUUUAUUUGCUGUCCGUAUAUUUCUUCCAUAUAGAAGACCUUUCACUUCGUUGUUGAAUUGUAUGUCUUCCUCAUAGUACCGUAUUGGCGUGUAUUCCUGUUCUGUAAACUGUUUACAAUAUUUGUUGCAUCAUUUUUAUUUUCAUCUAAAAUAAAAGAAAUAUCCGUCACAUAUCCCCUGUAUUCAAAUUUUCAAAUUUGAGAUCCAUACUGCAUUGUCUAUCUAUAUAAUCAAGAAAAUUUCCUCCAA